Molecule: messenger RNA, 1972 nt
Organism: Grammomys surdaster
Lineage: Eukaryota; Metazoa; Chordata; Mammalia; Rodentia; Muridae
Gene: Inhbc
Product: inhibin subunit beta C
Exons: 2
Coding region: 123-1178 (351 amino acids)
Biological process (GO): BMP signaling pathway; SMAD protein signal transduction
Cellular component (GO): extracellular region
Molecular function (GO): growth factor activity; cytokine activity; hormone activity
Source: RefSeq, a predicted model, not a curated record
AGUCAUGCCAGCUGGAGGCACACUCCUCCCAGGGUCCCUGGUGGCCAGGACAGAGUUGAAGCCACUCUUGGUGAGAUCCUGAGCAAAGGUUCUGUGUCCUUUAAGGAAAUCAUCCUCCAGCAAUGGCCUCCUCCUUGCUCCUGGUUCUUCUGUUCCUGACUCCAGCCAAAGUAGUGAACCUCAAAACUGAUGGUUCAUGUCCAGCAUGUUGGGGUGCCACCUUUGACCUGGAGAGCCAGCGGGAGCUGCUUCUCGAUUUGGCCAAGAAAAGUAUCCUGGACAAGCUGCACCUCAGCCAGCGCCCCACACUCAAUCGGCCUGUGUCCAGAGCGGCUCUCAAGACCGCGCUGCAGCGCCUCCGUGGGCCCCAACGGGAAACCCUGUUGGAGCAUGACCAGAGACAAGAAUAUGAGAUCAUCAGCUUUGCUGACACAGGCCUCUCCAGCGUCAACCAGACCCGUCUCGAGUUCCACUUCUCUGGUAGAACGGCCGGUGGCGUGGAGGUCCGGCAGACCCGCCUCAUGUUCUUCGUGCAGCUCCCUCCCAACGCCACCGAGACCAUGAAUAUAAGAGUCCUCGUGCUAAGACCAUAUGACACCAACCUCACCUUGGCAAGCCAGUACAUGCUGCAGGUGGAUACCAGUGGCUGGCACCAGCUUCUCCUGGGACCCGAAGUUCAAGCUGCUUGCAGCCAGGGGCGCCUUACUCUGGAGCUGGUACCGGAAAGCCAGGUGGCUCACAGUUCCUUGAUCCUGGGUGGAUUUUCCCAUAGGCCUUUUGUGGCAGCCCAGGUAAGAGUCAAGGGCAAGCAUCGGGUUCGCCGUCGAGGUAUCGACUGCCAGGGGGCAUCCAGGAUGUGCUGUCGACAAGAGUUCUUCGUAGACUUCCGUGAGAUUGGCUGGCAUGACUGGAUCAUCCAGCCUGAAGGUUAUGCCAUGAACUUCUGCACCGGACAGUGCCCACUACAUGUGGCAGGCAUGCCUGGCAUCUCUGCCUCCUUUCACACUGCAGUGCUGAAUCUGCUCAAAGCCAACACAGCCACCGGCACCACCGGUGGGGGCUCGUGCUGUGUGCCUACAUCUCGGCGCCCUCUGUCUUUGCUCUACUAUGACAGGGACAGCAACAUUGUCAAGACGGAUAUACCUGAUAUGGUGGUGGAGGCCUGUGGGUGCAGUUAGCUCAUGGGUGAUACAGGCAGCCUAAGGUAGAGUGGUCUUCCUCAUGAAGGGGUGACUCUGUUCCCACUUCUAUCCAGAAUAUAAGCACCUUCUUUCUAAGCAUGCAGACAUCCUUCUGCUGACUCAAGGAGAUCCACCUCUAAAGAGAGUUACUCAUGACCAAUAAUAGCCUUUCUCUCUCCUGGGACAUGGUUGACCCAGUAGAGCCACAUCCUCAGCCUUAGGCUAGGCUAAUCCACUGCCAACCACAAGCAAUAUCAUUUCGUUCCCAGCAAACACACCCUUAAUCAACUAUGUAAUCUACUCUGCCUCCCUAUGCUUGCCAUUCAGUGGCUCCUACCCCACGAUGACAUUCCUUAGUAUCUCCCCUUGAAUUCUAUGGCUCUCUGAAGAACCCCUUCCUUGGGUUCACCCAAGAUUAUAUUGCUGCUUUCCAAAGCAAGGCUCAUCUCUCAAAUCUUUAGGCCCUCGCCUAGAUGUGCCACUAAAUACUAUUUGCACAGCUUCCGGUGUUCUCUGCCCUCCUCUGCCCUCAGGGGUGACAUACCAAGCCUUGUCGUCUGAACUCUACAGCUGAAUUUGACCAAAGGGAGACUCAGGUUGGAAACUUAAAGCCUAGGAUGACACGGAAAAACUCUAUCACAUGUAUAAGUCCAGCCCUACACUCGAGAGACUGAAGCAGGAGAUAUAUAUACCUAAAGGUUGAGGCCAGCUAGCUCUAGGCUAGCCUGGGCUAUGCUGUUAAGACCUUGUCACAAAGUAAAAGAAGGGAAAAUAAAAUAAUAUUUCCUAUG